AUGAAUAACAGUCGUAUACCGAAUAGUAAACCAUCCGCUAAUUCGUUAUUUCCACCGCCAAAUUCGGCUCAAAGGGUUUCGGGUAAUCUGUCAGGUGGUGGAACCCAAAGACAGAAAGUAGCAUUAAAGCCAGGUCAUUCCCCACUAGAUUGGGCUCAUCUAAAUUCCACUACACCAUUUCAUAUAUUAAGGGGUGUACCACAACAAACACCACCGCCACAAUAUGUUAAGGUGACUGAAGAUCAGUUAAAAAUGCAUAAAACUAAGGAAGAUUGUUGGACUUGCAUCAAUGGGAAGGUGUUCAAUAUUACUCCUUACAUAGACUUUCAUCCGGGAGGUGUUAAUGAAAUCAUGAAAUGUGCUGGGAGAGAUGGUACUGUACUAUUUAAUAAAUACCACAGUUGGGUUAACGCUGAUAGAAUGCUAGAAAAGUGUCUUAUAGGAAUCCUAGUUAAUAACUGA
Messenger RNA from Debaryomyces hansenii CBS767, 462 nucleotides. RefSeq lists its product as uncharacterized. Lineage: Eukaryota; Fungi; Ascomycota; Pichiomycetes; Serinales; Debaryomycetaceae. The record is from RefSeq and is a predicted model, not a curated record. Gene Ontology annotation, molecular function: heme binding. Bases 1 to 462 code for a protein of 153 amino acids. The transcript has a single exon.